AUGUGGACACUGACAGGAGUGGUGUUGGUGGUAAUAGCUUGCAUCCUAUGGGCCACUGCGCUGGUAAACAAAACAUUGAAGGGCUCAGAGACUGAGACAUUCUGGAGUUAUUUGUACUCUAGCGUGAUAUCAACAAUGAUUGGAUAUUCACCGAUGAAAACCAAAACAUAUCUUAUGAUCAGGAGCGCGUGCUUAAUGGGGUCUAUUUUAUUUUUAGCUGUUUAUCAGAGUCAUAUGAGUAGAGUGUACACAACAAUAAAACAUUUUCCUCAAAUAAAAACUCUAAAAGACUUAUACAGUUCUGGAGCAAGUUUAUAUACCUCUCCAACAAUGAAAGAAUUUAUGAGGCAAUUACAGAAUCCAGAUGACGGACUGCAAAGUGAAUUCUUUAAUAGGGCAUCUUUGACGACUGGGGAACGACUCGGAAAACUUCUGGAGAAUCCGCACCUAGCCACAAUAGAUAGAAAAACUGACGCUGAAAUGGAAAUCCUCAAAAAUUACUCCGAUCCUUUUGGGAUGCCUCUUAUAGAUAUAUUGGAAGAAUGCUUCAGGACCUAUUACGUGUCAUAUAUUUCACGAUCAGAUUUUCCGUUUUUCGAAACUGUGCAAAGGUUUAUGCAGCAUCUACAAGAAGCAGGUCUUCCAGCGAUGUACUACAAGUGGACCCAGCAGAUGCUGGACAUACCAAACACUGUACCAGACUACCACAACCAAGCACGACGACCCUUCUCUAAAAUAACGUUAACUGAUCAAAGUGUUGCUUUUGCGAUACUGGCACUCGGUGUAAUAAGUUCUUUGGCUAUAUUCGUAGUUGAAAUAUGGAAUGGAAAACGUCUUACCAAAAAUAUUAAUGAAUCUGCUACACUUAACACUUAA
This is a messenger RNA of Spodoptera littoralis (African cotton leafworm), 876 nucleotides long. The record is from the annotation of a GenBank genome assembly. NCBI's taxonomy places the organism in Eukaryota, Metazoa, Arthropoda, Insecta, Lepidoptera, Noctuidae.